UUUCACCACAGCUGGAGCUGGAAAAACUACUACCAGUCCGUAUGUGUGUGUGUGUGUGUAUGUGUGAAAACAGAGAAAAGGGAGAGAAAUCUUGAUAUAUGUUGGUCUGGAUGUCUGGAACAGGAUAAGUUGAUGAUAAGGAUCAUGAUGGUGAUGAAGAAGCAGCUGCUGUGGACAGACUGGAGUUGCGGCUGGAUGUUGUCUUGUCUUACUGGCUUUGGAUACCGUGAGAUUACUGCUUUCUCUGGAGGGAUUUACAUUUAUGCCUGUGUAUGUGUUCGAGCCUGGAAUGUGUUAAGAUGAAGAGUAUCAAACAUGUUAUAGAUGAGAUCAUGCAGCAGGAUAUCAGGCCCCUGCUGGCUGUAGACAUCAUAGAGCAGCUUCAUCUCCAGUUUGCCUUGCUCUCAGGAGGGCGAGGGAAAGAUGGCGCCCCCAUUAUCACCUUCCCAGAGUACUCAGGCUUCAGCGAAGUGCCAGAGGAAGACUUCCUCAAUGUUGUUACUUACCUGACCAGCAUCCCCAGCCUGGAUGCUGCCAGUAUCGGCUUUGUUAUCAUCAUCGACCGGCGAAAGGACAAAUGGAGCUCCGUAAAGGCCUCUCUAUCCAGGAUCGCUGGGGCGUUUCCAGGAAACCUGCAGCUGGUGUUGGUGCUGAGGCCGUCCAGGUUCUUCCAGAGGGCUAUGGCAGACAUCGGGCUCAAGCUGCACAAAGAUGACUUUAAAAUGAAGGUACCGGUUGUGAUGCUGAACUCUCUGUCAGACCUGCAUGGCUAUGUGGAUAAAGGCCACCUGACCCGGGAGCUUGGAGGAAGCCUAGAGUACUGUCACAGUCAGUGGAUACACCACCGAACUGCCAUAGAGAACUUUGCCAUGACAGUGAAAACCACAGCCCAGAUGUUACAGAAGUUUGGGACAGACCUGGCAGAGACGGAGCUGCCCAAUGACGUACAGUGCACCAAAGAUCUGCUCACAGCACACACCGACAAACACGACAACCUCAAGGAUGAACUGAAGCUAGCUUUAAAGCAGGGCACCACCCUGUUAGGUUGUAUCAAGGAGCAGACACCCAAGUCAGAGAAUCACAAACUCAACCCUGACGAGAUGGAGAAUCAAAUCACUGUGGAAAGGCUCUUAGCCCAGCUGGAUGAGACAGAGAACGCCUUUGAACAGUUCUGGUGUAAACAUCAUCUGAAACUGGAGCAGUGCUUGCAGCUACGCCACUUUGAACAGGACUUCAGAGAGGUCAAAGUGUCUCUAGACAGUUUGAUGGACAGUCUAGCUAGCCUGCCAGAUACCGGGGAUUGUGUGGCCAGAGUUGAACACCUGCUAAAGGAACUGAAAACACUUGAGGAGAAGGCUCAGCCCGCGCUAGAGAAGGCCCAGCUCCACGCACUGCAUGGUGACCAGCUGAUCCAGAGCAAUCACUACGCUGUGGACUCGAUUCGACCCAAAUGUGUGGAGCUCCGGCGAGUCUGCGAUGACUUCAGCAACGAGACCAAGAAAAAGACAAAUGUCUUGUCCAAAUCCCUGAAUAUACACAGGGGCAUUGAUAAGGUGAACGAGUGGUGUGAGUCCGGCAUCUACCUGCUGGCCUCUCAGGCUGUGGAUAAGUGUCAGUCACAGGAGGGGGCAGAGUCAGCACGGACCGAAAUUGAAGGCUUUCUGGAGUUGGCAGAGAAGAACCAACUGACUGAACUAAGGAACCUCCACAACCAGUGUGAGGUUGUCUUGUCAGAGGAUAUAAAGGCCAGUGUCCUGAAGGCACUAAAGCGCCUGGAGGAUGUCCAGGAGAUGUUUGAGAAGCGACACGUCAGUCUGAAGAGACUGUCGGCUAAACAGACAAGGCCCGUCCAGCCCGUUGCACCGCGGCCUGAGUCCUCUCCAAAACGGCCCUCACUGAAGAACCCCCCCAGGACUACAGGGAGCCACCAGCCUCUGGCUCGCAGAACUUCUGAUAACUCUAACAGUGGCAGCAAGCCAGCCGAAGCUGACCCCAACAAGAAGAAGAACGUACGCAAGGCCAAAGGAGGCAUCAAGAUUGAGGUGAUGCAUGAGGAAAGCCAAGGAGGCUCCACCCAUGUCGUUGUGACCAAUGAGACAGAGGAGAGUCUGUCCAACAGACGCAGACACAUCAUGACUGAGCUGAUUGAAACAGAGAGGCUAUAUGUGGAGGAACUGCAAAGCAUCAUGGAGGGUUAUUUUGCAGAGCUGGAUAACUCAGAACUCAGCCACCUCAUCCCCCCGUCUCUGGAGAACAAAAGGAAUGUGCUAUUUGGCAAUCUGCCAGAGAUAUAUGAAUUUCACAACAGGACAUUUCUAAGGGAGCUGGAAAACUUUGCAGAGAAACCAGAGAUGGUGGGAACCUGUUUUCUGAAAAGGAAAGAAGAGCUUCAGGUGUAUGAGAAGUACUGUCAGAAUAAACCCCGCUCUGAAGUCCUCUGGAGACAAUGUGGAGACAGCUUCUUCUUUCAGGAGUGCCAGAAGAAGCUGGAUCACAAACUGUCUCUGGAUGCCUACCUGCUGAAGCCUGUCCAGAGGAUCACCAAAUACCAACUCAUGCUCAAGGAGAUGUUAAAAUGCAGUAAGGGCGAGGGGACAGCCGAGUUGGAAGAGGCGUUAGCAACCAUGCUGAACAUCAUCAAGUCUGUCAACGACUCCAUGCACCAGAUAGCCAUCACUGGCUUUGAGGGAAACCUGAGUGAACUUGGGAAGCUGCUGAUGCAGGGAUCGUUUAAUGUGUGGACCGACCACAAGAAAGGCCACAGCAAGGUGAAGGACCUGGCCAGGUUUAAGCCCAUGCAGAGGCACCUGUUCCUAUACGACAAGAUGCUGCUGUUUUGUAAGAAACGAGAGGAGACUACGGAUGGACACGAGAAGACCCCAUCCUACAGCUUCAAACACUCGCUCAAGAUGAGUGCUGUGGGGAUCACAGAGAACGUCAAAGGUGACAACAAGAAGUUUGAGGUGUGGUACAACGGCAGAGAGGAGGUUUACAUCAUCCAGGCUCCUUCCAUGGAUGUGAAAAAUAUGUGGGUGUCAGAGAUUCGUAAAGUUCUUACAGGCCAGCUACAGGCUUGCAGAGAAGCCAGCCAGCUCAACAUCUAUGGGGCCCCCAUGAGGACUGUGCGUAAGAUGAUGCUGAGACAGUCUGAUUCAUCAAGUCCAGAGUCAGGCUUCAGGAGGACCAACCCUAGCCCUAACAUGAGGCAGAAGAGAGGCUGGGUCCAGCGGCGUCUCCCUUCUAUGGACGCAGACGACUUUGAGACGAUCCCCUCCAGUGCAGAGGAGUCCUCCAACUCUUCAGAAGAGGAAGGCAACAAUAAAAAUGGUGACAGUGGUCGUUACCGGGUGCAGCUGACCUAUGAGUCUCGUGAAGCGAGCGACCUCUCUCUGGAGAAAAGUGACCUGGUCCAGUUUCUAGAGGAAGCGGAAAACAGACACUGAUAUCUUCAGUGAUCUGCAUACAGCAGCACUCUCCAACUUGAACGAAAAUGAAGCAAGGACGUGUUUCAGGACAGCAUAUAAACAUGGCUGACUACUGACAAACAUUUUUUGUUGGAUCACAAACAUGGCUUAUAACUCAACUGUAAUUUGCUAUGAUGGGCUUUAAAUAUGAACAACUAUUCAUUUUCUACUUGUAGUUCUUAAUGUUGGACUACAAAUAUGGCCUGCUAUUGUUUUUCAACUGUAGUUUUUUCUCAUUGAAGCUUCUCAGUGAAACCUCUGUAAAAUGCUGGAACCUUUACAUGCCUGAGUGCCACAGUGGGAAAGCCAUAUAAGAAUUCUAAUUCAAGGAAGUACCAGCUGCCAACUGUGGACUGAAGACUGCAUGGAUGUGGACACUGAACUUUAUAUCAAAGUUGAAUUAAUUCAGAUUACGCACUGUAGAAUAUGCAAUUCCUGAGUGGUUGGGCUGGAUACCUGGAAACUCAAAUCCCAUUUCUGACUCGGAUAAACUCUUUCAGACCAGCCUCUGAUGAGGCGCUUCAGCAGCUUCGCCUUUUCAGGCUCAAAAUACUGACACUUUCCAGUAGCUGCAGUCUCCAGAAGAACCUAGAAGUUGUUUUGCUUGCCUUUUUUUGCCCUGGUAGAGUACCCACAUAAUGGCAUUACAUAUAUGUAUUAUCUCAACUUGCUCGUUCUCCACUUUUAGACUUGCAUCUGUAUAAAUUGCUCCAAGAGGUUAAGAGAGAUCAUAUUUGACUUUAUAUUCCAGUUGUUCAUCUCUGUGAAGGAGAAAAAAUAUUUAUUUUAUAUAUGGUUUAAUCCAUCAGAGGGAAAAUACUUGUUUCAUAUCCUCACGUGUUCUACAUAUAAAGCACUUUUUUGGACAGACACCUUUUAUAUGUAUAUCAUUGUUUAGAGAUCAUCUCAUGGUUCUUUUUGGCAUAGGUAGUGCCAAGAAAUCAUGCUUGGGGAGGUCAACAUUUAGUGGUCAAACAGAACAGCUUUUAGUGGGGGAGUCCAAGACGUAGUUCUCGGGACUGAAUUUGUUAUUAUGUAUUAUGUUUGCUACAUCCAUUUACAUAUGAAUCUAAAGCAAACAACAAUGAUAAAGGAAUGUAACACUG
Micropterus dolomieu (smallmouth bass) is the source of this 4570-nucleotide messenger RNA. RefSeq names its product MCF.2 cell line derived transforming sequence-like 2 (gene mcf2l2). Bases 273 to 3443 code for a protein of 1056 amino acids. NCBI's taxonomy places the organism in Eukaryota, Metazoa, Chordata, Actinopteri, Centrarchiformes, Centrarchidae. Gene Ontology annotation, cellular component: cytoplasm. Gene Ontology annotation, molecular function: guanyl-nucleotide exchange factor activity. Gene Ontology annotation, biological process: intracellular signal transduction. The record is from RefSeq and is a predicted model, not a curated record. The transcript is spliced from 30 exons.